AAGUCGCGUGCGAGAAUGGGGGCGUGGCUCGGCCGCUGUCACUCUAUUUACGGAACCGGACUGAUCUCCACUUUUGAACAGUACACAGCGGAGGAAUGACUAAUUUUUCAACGAUCUACCUCCGGGGAAAUCACUUCCCUGUUUGUCGGGAAUGCAAGCCUGGUCGGAUCUCGGAGGGUCCGCCCCGCCAACUUUGCUCACGUGGUUUCUUCCAACACUGUCUUAAUGAGGCAGUGACCCAGCCCGCCCGCGGGUCUUAAAGAGACAGAAGGCCGAUUGUGCAGACAUUCCUGUAAGAGCCAGGCACCUUGCUCCGGCCGGCACCAUGGACAGCGAAGCCUUCCAGAAUGCGAGUGAUCUUCUGGAUCUGAACUUCCAGUCUCUGGCCAUGAAGCACAUGGACCUGAAACAGAUGGAGUUGGACACCGCGGCCGCCAAAGUGGAUGAAUUGACCAAGCAGUUAGAGUCUUGGUGGUCAGACUCGCCAGCGCCUCCUGGCCCACAGGCUGGAGUCCCCACUAGGAUAUCCCGGUACAGCACCAGCCCUGUCCCAGAGCAUUUUGGCAGCAGAGGGUCCCCGCAGAAGACACCCACGGAUAGCACAGAGACCCGUUUUGGACGCUCGGAGAGUGCCCCGUCCCUGCACCCCUACAGCCCUCUGUCCCCCAAAGGCCGGCCGUCCUCCCCACGUACCCCCAUCUAUCUGCAGCCCGAUGCCUACAGCAGCCUGGAGCGUGCGCCAUCGCCCAGACCCCGUGCCUUUGACGGGGCUGCCAGUCCCCAUGGCCGGGCGCCAUCUCCGCGGCCUGGAGCUAGCUCGCUGCGCCAGCCGGGUCCCUCGACGCCCUUCGACUAUCUGAGUCGCGCAGGGUCCCCCCGGGGCAGCCCUCUAGCUGAGGGACCCCAAGCCUUCUUUCCGGAGCGCGGACCUUCCCCGCGUCCAACCACUGCUGGCUAUGACUCACCGGCCGCGUUCGGGAGCCCCCUGUUGGGCGCGGGUGGUAGUGCCUUCGCCCCACCGCUUCGCGCUCAAGAUGACCUGACGCUGCGCCGGAGGCCUCCGAAAGCCUGGAACGAGUCUGAUUUGGACGUAGCUUAUGAGAAAAAGUCUUCUCAGACAGCAAGCUAUGAACGGCUGGAUGUUUUUACACGACCUGCCUCCCCCGGUUUGCAGCUCUUACCCUGGAGAGAGAGCAGCCUGGACGGGCUGGGGGGCAGUGGCAAGGACAACCUCACCAGUGCAACAUUGCCACGCAAUUACAAGGUGUCCCCUCUGGCCACGGACAGGCGUUCUGACAUGGGCAGUUACCGCCGCACCAUGGGCUCAGCAGGACCUUCAGGCACUUUGCCCCGCAGCUGGCAGCCCGUCAGCCGCAUCCCCAUGCCCCCCUCCAGCCCCCAGCCCCGCAACGCCCUGCGCCAGCGCCCCAUACCCCUCAGCAUGAUCUUUAAGCUCCAGAAUGCUUUCUGGGAACAUGGAGCCAGCAGGGCUGUGCUCCCGGGAUCCCCCAUCUUCUCGCGAGCUCCCCCACCUAAGUUGCCUCAGCCACCCCCACAGCCACCCACCCAGGCCCAACCUCAGAUGCCCCCCCAGCCCCAGGCUCAGGCCCAGGCCCAGCCUCAGACUCCAGCGCCUCAACAGACUUGGCCUCCCGUGAACGAAGGCCUCCUCAAGUGCCCUGCCGAGCUGGAGCCAGAGCCGGAGCUAGAGGGGCUACUGGCUCCCGUGCUGGAGGCCGGCGACGCAGAUGAAGGCACCGUCACUCGGCCUCUCAGCCCUACCAGGCUGCAGCCAGCGUUGCCACCCGAAGCACAGACCGUGCCUGAGCUGGAGGAGGUGGCCCGCGUUCUGGCAGAGAUUCCUCGGCCCCUGAAGCGCAGAGGCUCCAUGGAGCAGAGCCCUGCCGUAGCCCUGCCCCCCACCCACAAGAAACAGUACCAACUGAUCAUCAAUAGACUCUUUCAUCGGCACGGCGGCCCAGGGCCUGGCGGGCCCGAGCCGGAGCUGGGCACAAUCACAGAGGGAUCCGAGGCCAGGGCAGGGCCCCCUGCUCCUGCCCCACCAGCUCCCGUCCCACCCCCUGCACCAUCCCAAAGCAGUCUUCCAGAGCAGCCUCAGAGCGUGGAAAUGCGCUCAGUACUGCGCAAAGUGGGGUCCCCGCGCAAGGCCCGGCGAGCUCGGCUCAACCCGCUGGUGCUGCUUUUGGACGCAGCGCUGACCGGGGAGCUGGAUGUGGUACAACAGGCGGUGAAGGAGAUGAAUGACCCAAGCCAGCCCAAUGAGGAGGGCAUCACUGCUCUGCACAACGCCAUCUGCGGUGCCAACUACCCCAUUGUGGACUUCCUCAUCGCCGCGGGCGCCAAUGUUAACUCCCCUGACAGCCAUGGCUGGACACCGCUGCAUUGUGCAGCUUCAUGCAACGACACUGCCAUCUGCACCGCCCUGGUACAGCACGGUGCGGCCAUCUUUGCCACCACUCUCAGUGACGGCGCCACUGCCAUCGAAAAGUGCGACCCUUACCGAGAGGGCUAUGCAGACUGUGCCACCUACCUGGCAGAUGUCGAGCAAAGCAUGGGACUGAUGCACAACGGUGUUGUGUACGCACUCUGGGACUACAGUGCUGAGUUUGGGGAUGAGCUGUCCUUCCGGGAGGGCGAGUCAGUCACCGUGCUACGGAGGGACGGGCCAGAGGAGACCGACUGGUGGUGGGCUUCGCUACAUGGCCAGGAGGGCUAUGUGCCACGCAACUACUUUGGGCUCUUCCCUAGGGUGAAGUCUCAGAGGAGCAAGAUCUAGCAGGAAUGAAGGACGAUUGUCAAGAAGAAAAGUGCAAGCCAGCCUGCCUUCCACCUGGACCUUCCUAAUCCAGCUACUGCUGAGUUUACUUUCGCCCUAAUCUCCAGAGGGGUGCAGCCUGCACCAGAAGUUCUCGUUCUUCCAGACGCUCGAGGAAGGGCAGCCCCAGACUUAAGAUUAGGAAGCCACCUUAGGCAUUGGGGUGAGGUGGGGCUGAGGACCUUUGUGGGCAGGAGACCCCACAUGCACACUUGCCAAAUCAGAUCUGGUUCAAAGAACCUCCUAACUACCAGCGAGCCACUGCGCUGUCACAGCUGACGCUGGCAGGGUGACCCACCCCUUCAUUGCUGUCCUCCCUUCCCCAUUCCUCCCAGCAGCCUUGGGGCCUGGGUGAGGCGCAUGGCUCCUUAGCAGGAUGUCAGCGCCCCACCUCCCCAACCAAGUGCCUUCACACCCGUGUGGCUUAUGUUUGUAAUGACAUGGGAACUGUUUCCUUUAUAAAUAAAGGUUGUUUGCACA
Microtus oregoni (creeping vole) is the source of this 3316-nucleotide messenger RNA. RefSeq names its product protein phosphatase 1 regulatory subunit 13 like (gene Ppp1r13l). Gene Ontology annotation, biological process: regulation of transcription by RNA polymerase II; positive regulation of cell differentiation. Bases 326 to 2797 code for a protein of 823 amino acids. NCBI's taxonomy places the organism in Eukaryota, Metazoa, Chordata, Mammalia, Rodentia, Cricetidae. The transcript is spliced from 13 exons. The record is from RefSeq and is a predicted model, not a curated record. Gene Ontology annotation, molecular function: transcription factor binding.